GUCGCGGCCCGGGCGGUGGGGGCGGGCGGUGUUCUCCCUGGGCUGGAAGCGCGCGCGUCCCCUGCGGAGACCCUGGCACUCCUGCCCGCGGCUGGGAGCUGGGGCGGCGCCGGCGACGCCUCGUCCACCUCGACGUUCGUUUCCCAGGUCCCCGUGUGCACAGCUUCCGCGAGUCAGGCAGGAUGGCAUCCCUGGGACACACCGAGGAGUCCCCUCCUGUCCCAUCCCCUGUCGCCAGUCUCUCGUCACCAGGGACACCCGGCACCCGGCACCGCGCGGCCCGGCGACAUGGCUCCCCCCACCGCAGCCCUGAGGGGCCCUCCCAGCCGGCCGACCUGGACCCCUGCGGUGCAGAGCCGGUCAGAAUCGGCAGAGACACCUGGCCAGCCCUGGAGCCCGAACAGGCCCCGCCCUCUCCGCGCGCCCACGCUGCCCAGGACGGGGCUGGCCAGGGGGGAGGGGCGCUGCGGAGCCUUCUGCAGAGCCUCCCCCGGGGCCCCGGGUGCGCGGGCGCGUGGCACAGGCCGCUGGGGCCGCGCGCGGCCGAGGGCGGGGCGAAGGCGCACCGCUGCGAGGCCUGCGGCAAGAGCUUCCGGUACAAGUCGCUGCUGCUGAAGCACGGGCGCAUCCACACGGGCGAGAAGCCGUACGCCUGCCCCGAGUGCGGCAAGGCGUUCCGCGGCUGGUCCGGCUUCAUCCAGCACCACCGCGUGCACACCGGCGAGAAGCCCUACGAGUGCGGCCAGUGCGGCCGCGCCUUCCGCCACAGCUCGCACUUCACGCAGCACCUGCGCACGCACAACGGCGAGAAGCCCUACCAGUGCGGCGACUGCGGCCAGGCCUUCAGCCAGAGCUCCAACCUGGUGCGCCACCAGCGGCUGCACACGGGCGAGAAGCCGUACGCCUGCGCCGAGUGCGGCAAGGCCUUCAUCUGGAGCUCGGUGCUCAUCGAGCACCAGCGCAUCCACACCGGCGAGAAGCCGUACGAGUGCGCGCAGUGCGGCAAGGCCUUCCGCGGCCGCUCGCACUUCUUCCGCCACCUGCGGACCCACACGGGCGAGAAGCCGUUCGCCUGCGGCGCCUGCGGGAAGGCCUUCGGCCAGAGCUCGCAGCUCAUCCAGCACCAGCGCGUCCACUCCCGCCAGGCAGCCAGGAAGUUCCUGAUCCGGCUGGACGUGCAGGCCACGUCCAGUGUCGCCUGCGCCAGGGCGCACAUGACCCCAGGGAUGUCCCCUGAUUCGCACAUGGGUGGCGGCGGCGGACGCCCAGCCCCGCACCUCGGCCCGCAGGCGGCGGCGGGAACGCCCAGCCCGCACCUCGGCCCGCAGGCGGCGGCGGACGCCCAGCCCGCACCUCGGCCCCGCAGGAGGCUGCGGACCACCAGUCCGCACCUCGGCCCCGCAGGCGGCGGCGGACGCCCAGCCCGCACCUCGGCCCCACCGAGCCCCCGCCCCGCGCCCGCGCGCGCUCGUUCCUCCCUCCCGUCCGUCCGCAGGGGCCGCGGGCCCACGCUGGACGCCGGACUAGAGGGGGAAACCGGGGCGGCGGGGCCGCGGGAGGCCGCCCAGGGCAGCCGAGUCGCGGUCCUCCCGCGGCCCAGAGCGCCGCCGGAAGUGCCCGAGCCGCAGGGGCGACUAAAUAAAGUCACUCCUUGGCCCAGAGCUGCACCGUUCACAUCGUUGUCCCGAGUUUUUGGCUUCAUAUCUUUGUCCUUUCUAGCCAUCGAGUCAGUGUUGAAAUCUGAAGAAAACUCCAGGUGUCAGGUGCCGGGCACGGCCCUGCGGUGCCAAGGCCCCAGCGCAGGUGGCACGGCCACGCCCCUGGUGCUGUGCGUCUCGCUCCAGGGAGGAGUCGCUGCAGAGCCCAGGCCUCGGUCCCCAGGGUCUGCCCUGAACACGUCUUGGGGCCGUCUGGUUGCUGGCGCCAGGACGGUCAGCGGUGCGGCGGCUCCCUCGGCCCAGCCGCUUGCUCAGCCCUUCUGUGCUCAGUGUCCUGUGUUCCCAUCUCUUCCCCUAGCGGCGUCCGUUCCCGGCCGCUGGUCUGCAAGGAGGAUCGAGGACGGCGGCCAGGCCUGGAUCCCGGGCGCCAAGGAGAGGGAGACGCUGAUGGAGGCGCCCACAGCGCAGGCCCCACGUGGCAGCCCGGCUGCCGGGCAGGCAGCUCCGAGUGUAGAGGUGACGCCCACGCUGGAGACGGCGGCAGGAGGGGGCCCGGGAGAGGCGGCGCCAGGGCCGCCGGAGGCCCCUGGCCUUUGUGAAGAUGCGGAAGCUGGAGGGAGGCCCGGAGGGGCCCCGCAGGUGCCCGUGGGCUGUGAGAACGCUGGGGGCCAGACUGGCCACGGAGGUGGUGCGUCCGGCUCCGACGUCCCCUUGAACACGAGCCCUGCGGCGGGGCCGAGAGGGCGGCCGUACGCCUGCGGCGCCUGUGGGCGGAGCUUCACGUGCUGCUCGGACGUGGUGAAGCACCAGCGCAUCCACGCCGGGGAGAAGCCCUACGAGUGCGGCGACUGCGGCAAGGCCUUCAUCCACAGCUCGCACGUGGUCCGGCACCAGCGCGUGCACAACGGGGAGAAGCCGUACGUGUGCAAGGAGUGCGGCAAGGCCUUCAGCCAGCGCUUCAACCUCAUCCGCCACCAGCGGACGCACACCGGGGAGAAGCCGUACGAGUGUGCCGAGUGUGGCAAGGCCUUCGGCCAGCGCUCGGACGCCGUCAAGCACCAGCGGAGCCACACUGGGGAGCGGCUGUACGCGUGUCGGGAGUGCGGGAAGGCCUUCGUGCACAGCUCCAACGUGGUGCGGCACCAGCGCAUUCACCACGGGGAGAACCCGUACGCGUGUCCGGAGUGCGGCAAGGCCUUCAGCCAGAGCUCCAACCUCCUGCAGCACCAGCGCGUGCACACCGGGGAGCGGCCCUACGAGUGCGGGGACUGCGGCCGGGCCUUCAGCCGCAGCUCCUUCCUCAGCGAGCACCGCAGGAUCCACACCGGGGAGAAGCCCUACGAGUGCGGGCACUGCGGCCGCGCCUUCCGGGCGCUCUCGGGCUUCUUCCGGCACCAGAGGCUGCACACGGGCGAGAAGCCGUUCCGCUGCACGGACUGCGGGAGGGCCUUCCGCCUGAGCUUCCACCUCAUCCAGCACCGGCGAGUCCACGGCCCGGAGUGAGCCGCGCGAGGCGCCGAGUCGUGUCCGCCCGCCUCGGCGUGCACGGAGGGGAGCCAGGAAGCUGCGUGGUUUGACUUCUGCGCUGUGGAAACUUGAGCGUGGCUGUGCCCCUGCUCGGCAGUCUGGGCGGCAGCCGCAGGCUUCCCAAGGAAAGACCUGAGCGCGCGUGUCCGCAGGCUGAGAGGCACGGAGGUGGUUUUUUUUCCUAGCGAUUGAGAGGCAGAGAGACAGGGACAGCGACAGGUCUCCCAUCCGCUGGUUCACUCCCCAAAUGGCCACGACGGCCGGAGCUGGGCCUGUCAGGAGCCAGGAGCUUCCUCCAGGUCUCACGCACGUGGGCCGUGUUCCGCUUUCCCAGGCCAUCAGCAGAGAGCAGGACUGGAAGAAGAGCAGCCAGGACGCACAUGGCUCUCGUGUGGGACGCUGGUGCCUCAGGCGUCGGCUUGGCCUGCUGCGCCACAGCGCCGCCCAGCGUGAAUCUUCAGAAUGGCGGCACUGCCAUCCUGCACCACACGUGAGAAGGGGACGCACAGCUGCCCUGGCCCGGCAGUCACAGCCAGUUCCCCAAGGCCAGGGAGCAGAGCAGGGGCUGCUCUGCCAGGCACGGGAGGCUCCCCCAGCAGGCGGCACAACGGGAGCGGGAAGAAGCAGGUGACGGCAGUGCUGCCGUGGUCUGCAGGGCAGGCCCGGGGUCCUCCGACGAUGAGAGCUGCAGGUGAGUUCAGCGGUCGAAGGGCACCGCUCCAGAAUACAGGUGUCAGCUGUUCUGUACCGCGGCAGUGAGCAGACCGAAAAGGAAGCUCACAUAAAUGAAAUGUAUUUCCACCAGCAUCACACAUGGAACCCCAGCCAUCAGUGUAGCCAAGGGAACACAGGGAAGACCGAGAGGAAGCAAAGACCACUAACCGAGCGGAAAGCCCCUGCCGACAGCUCUCCCAGGCUGGGGAAGCUCCUGCGGCCCCACCAGAGCCUCAGCUUACGCUGCAGAAACUGAAAACCAGACCCCGGGGGCCGGCACUGGUGUAGUGGGCUAAGCCUCCACCUGUGGCACCAACAUCCCACAUGGGCGCCGUCCGAGUCCUGGCUGCUCCUCUUCCGAGCCAGCUCUGCUGUGGCCUGGGAAAGCAGUAGAAGAUGGCCCAAGUCCUCGGGCCCCUGCACCCGCGUGGGAGACCCGGAAGAAGCUCCUGGCUCCUGGCUUCGGGUCAGCCCAGCUCUGGCCGUUGCGGUCAGUUGGGGAGUGAACCAGCAGGUGGAAGACCCCCCCCCCCAGCUCUACCUCUCUCUGUAACUCUUUCAAAUAAACAAACAUAAAUAUUAAAGAAAUUGGGAGCAGACACUGAAACACCUGUAUAUAAGCAGUCGCGGCAGCGCAACGCACAGACGCUGACGGUGCCAGCAUUCAGACCCCCAGACCUCCAUGAGGUUGGUGGCUAACAAUAGGGGUCUGCUCAGGCAGGGGGGGGUUUUAACUGUCUGUUAAGCUGAUAAGGACAGAUCCUACACUUGAUCUUAGCAAAAGGCUAAGUUAUUUGUUUGAAAGGCAGAGUUUCAGGGAGGACAGAGAAAGAUAUCUUCCAUCCACCAGGUCACAACUCAGAUGACCACAAUGGCCAGGGCUGGGCCAGGCAGGAGCCAGGAGCCAGCAGCUCCAUCUGGGUCUCCCAUGUGGGUGCAGGGGCCCAAGCGCUGGGUCCGUCAUCUGCUGCCUUCCCAGGCCAUCAGCAGGGAGCCAGCACUCACAUGGGAUGUCAGCAUCGGAAGUCGUAGCCUAACCCACUGCUCCACAGUGCUGGCUGCCGAAAGGGUAUUUUGAGGGGCCAGAACUGUGGCGUAGCUGGUUAAAAUGCCAUCUGCACCGCCGGCAUCCCACAUAGGCACUGGCUGCUCCACUUCCGAUCCAGCUCCCUCCUAAUACACCUGGGAAAGCAGCAGAGGAUGACCCAAGUCCUUGGGCCCUGCACCCGCGUGGGAGACCUGGGUGACGCUCCUGGCUCCUGGCUUUGGCCUGGCCCAGCCCUGGCCAUGGCAGCCAUUUGGGGAGUGAACCAGAAUGGAAGUUUCUCUGCCUGUCUCUUGUCUCUCCCUUUCUAAUUAUUUCAAAUAAAUAAUUUUUUAAAAAGUACUUUCAGCCACAAGCAGGGACACAGCUACGGGAUGGCAGGGCCGGGGGCACGUGCAGUGGGACGCUGGGCAUCCAGGGCCAGCGCCAUGUGUCUCCCUGCACGCGGAGUGUCCGGAACAGGCAAAGCCAUGGGCUGCGACGGGAGCUGCUCCGAGGUCAGAGUUCUGGCCCUGUACCCCCUGCCACUUGGAUGCCAACAUGCAGCUCGUGGCCGGCCACAGCGAGACAGGUUACAGGGAGCUGGUGACCAGGACUGCACGUGGCGCCCACGCCUGGGUCCCCACUGGGCUCCCGGCUUGGGCUCCGGCUCCGGCCCUGGACCCCCACCCCGGCUGCUGCUCAUGUUUGGGCGUGAGCCAGCCGUUGGGAGUUCUCUCCCCCUCUCAUAAUGAUAAUAAUAGAAAUAGUUAUUGUUAAACGUCCUCCCUGCCCCAGGGCCAAGCUUGGUCCCCAAGUGGAACUUCUGAAAACCACACAGCUCAAACGGGCUGAUUCCAACUUGCACAACUUCCCGAUCAUCCGACGCUCAAAUCCCGCCAUCCAGCCACGCGUCUCACAGCAGCACGUUUUUCACAGGCAAAGCUGAACAGCUUCUUGCAUCCGGCAGGUUUUGUUCUGCAUGGCGGGGGCUGUGUGCGCCGUGACCUGGAGGGAAAGCAGCCGUGUGUCCCCGAAAGGGCCUCUGGCGCCGUCUGGCGGAGGUGGGCUGUGUUGGUACCCAGCUUAGGUACUACUGACCGGAUGCUUUACUUGGGACAAGAGCAAACGCAGAGGGCCCGUGGCACCUUCAGGACACCCGUGGCACGUCCGGGGCUCCCACCUGAAUUCUGGGAGCCAGCUUCCUCUUGUCCCACCGCAGCUCUCGGAACCAACCUGCUCUAAACACCUGCGGUUCACUUCCGCUCCGGUGAGAGCAGGACCGGGACCAAGACGGGGCUCCCGCGUGCAGACGCCACUGCCGGGCCGGCCCUGCCUGCAGGUCCUCCGAGAGGCAGGCGACGGCAUGCUGGAGGAUCUGCCGUGCCGCGAGCCACAGGUGAGUUACACGAGAGCAGGUCCAUGCCAUGGCCAACAGGAUUGCUGCUAGCACUAACAAGGCCGCCGGGAAGAACGGGACGCCUGGAGUGUCCGCAGUCAGGCCACGGCCGCCGCCGCACUGCUGACGCACUGGAGCCGCCCCGUGGGUGGCCGCAGCCUCUGUGUGCAAGCCGGACGCCCGGGCCGGGGCAGGGAGCCCGCGUCCCACCCCGCGCCAGCUCCACUUCCAAUCCUGCUCCUCGCUAACGCGCCCAUGGGGGAGACCCGGGGGAGCUGGCGCAGCUCUGGCUGUUGGAAGCGUUUGGGUGGGAGAUCUUCCGUCACUCUGCGUUUUGAACAAAUACAUCUGAAAAAGUGACAGAAAGGUUCUUUAUAUGCAAAAAAUACUCAUCAAACGGUCUUGUGUUACAAAAGAGAACACACGUAUUGAAAACUUUAAAAAUGAAACACGGACAGGAAGUGAAGACACUGACCCGGCCCCCUGGGUUCCCUGGUUUCUGGCUGGGCCCCUCCCCUGAACAGCCCAGCAUCCUCUCUGCCUUUUGUCGAACCUAAGGUGGGGGCAGGUGCUGGCGCCCCCAUCAGGCCUGGUUCCACCCCAGCCGCCUGCGCUCAGCGCUCCGAGGCCGCAGGUGGUGAGCCAAGGCCCCCGGUUCGUGGUGGAGCUCCGGCUCCUGGCCCCAGCCGGGAAAUGCUGUGGGCACUUGGGGCGUGAACCCGGAGAUGGACGCCCGCCUCUGUCGUCUUUUGAUCACGGAUCUAUCUGUUGCCCUCUUUUCAGAUGAAUAAACCCAUCUUUGU
Lepus europaeus (European hare) is the source of this 7125-nucleotide messenger RNA. RefSeq names its product zinc finger protein 696 (gene ZNF696). The transcript is spliced from 7 exons. The coding region runs from base 183 to 3161 and encodes 992 amino acids. Gene Ontology annotation, biological process: regulation of cytokine production; negative regulation of transcription by RNA polymerase II; regulation of immune system process. Lineage: Eukaryota; Metazoa; Chordata; Mammalia; Lagomorpha; Leporidae. The record is from RefSeq and is a predicted model, not a curated record.